AUGUGUAUAAACGUCUGCAGUUUCUUCCUCGAGCAUCACAUUCCAGGCGUCCAGACCCGGGAGUCACUGGAUGUAAAUUUAACCAAAAUGGACGACGAAGCGUCAGCCAGUACCAACUCGUGGUUAAGUCACAGGGCACUGUUUGCUCCGAAUAGCGUUAAACGCGGCAAAACAGGCGCUAGCUCCGACCACGUUACAAAUCUCGGAUUCCAUGGAGAAACCAGAACAAAUUUCGGCUCCAACCUCAAUACAAACGUUAAUAAAUCGCAAAUCGGCUCAGUAAACCCUCUGGAUUCCGGUAGUUUGGCCGGUGGCAAAGCCGGAAGUUUUGGCAAGCCGAGAUUCUCGAAAAAGGCACCAACGUACAACUUUGACGAAGAAUACGACCCUAGUCUCCCAAACGACUAUGAAAAGGUCUCAAGAAUCAUGUCAGCAAAGGCGGCGAGCAAGGAUACUACACACAUUCAGGAUCCUCCGUCUGUCAGCUCAGGAUUUUCUUUUGCUCCUCCGACCGCUUCUACAUCUAUGCCAAGCGCAACUCCAUCGUAUAAACCAGCUGAAAAGGUCGCAGAGGCGGAGUCAAAGCCUAAACUCUCAGGUUUGUCCAGGUGCAACUCAUCACAUUCUUCAGGCGACGAGAUGUUAAUGAGACGUCUGGCUGCAAUGGAGGCUCAAGAGUCGUCUGAAGCACCAACUGUAGCCACUCCCAUCCAAGUGCAUGCUCCUCCUGCUGCGGAAAAAAGCUCAGCCAGGGAACCCAAAGCCUCGAGCAUCGCCCAAAAGAUGAUGGAAAAGAUGGGCUGGAAGGAAGGCGAGGGUCUGGGUAAACAUGGACAAGGAAUGGCUACGCCACUGGUCGCACAGAGCUUUAACAAGAGGACUGGAAAGAUCGUCAAUGCAGCUCCAAUCCCCUCCAAGGGCCAGGGCCAGACCAAACCUCCGGCUGUGCCCACUCCUCCCACAGUUCCGGACUCAGCCAAUGCGUCCAGGAUCGUAAUCAUCCUCCUAGACAAAAUGGUUGACAUGGAGGAAUUGGAGGAAACUGUCGGAGAAUACGGUUCGAUUGUAAAUGUCAAGGAUUUGGAGGGAAACGUCGACAUCGCCCUCAACGGAGUUGAAGGCUCCAGCGGCUACAAGUGGGUCAAUACCAUCAAGGAUUCCGGUGCACAACUCCUCUGCGAGUACGAGACCCUUGAAGAGUCCAAAAGGGCAAUCAUGGAACUGGACAAUUCCCUCAUUCUGCAGAGCAGAGUAACCGCCGACUACUUUCCAGAGGCUCUCUAUAGUCGCAUUUAG
Theileria equi strain WA is the source of this 1296-nucleotide messenger RNA. RefSeq lists its product as hypothetical. Gene Ontology annotation, molecular function: nucleic acid binding. Gene Ontology annotation, biological process: mRNA cis splicing, via spliceosome. The record is from RefSeq and is a predicted model, not a curated record. NCBI's taxonomy places the organism in Eukaryota, Apicomplexa, Aconoidasida, Piroplasmida, Theileriidae. Gene Ontology annotation, cellular component: precatalytic spliceosome. Bases 1 to 1296 code for a protein of 431 amino acids. The transcript has a single exon.